Messenger RNA from Galeopterus variegatus (Sunda flying lemur), 2761 nucleotides. It is a transcript of the gene SEC14L2, whose product is annotated as SEC14-like 2 (S. cerevisiae). The record is from RefSeq and is a predicted model, not a curated record. The coding region runs from base 113 to 1324 and encodes 403 amino acids. The transcript has 12 exons. Gene Ontology annotation, cellular component: cytoplasm. NCBI's taxonomy places the organism in Eukaryota, Metazoa, Chordata, Mammalia, Dermoptera, Cynocephalidae.
UUGGCCGCCAGCCCCGUGGCCCGGGCUAAAGGCUGGGACUUUACUCCCGCGCGGGCGAAGGAGUCCGUGCUCCAUCGGCUGCCGCAACCGCCGCGCCCGAGCCUGAGCCACGAUGAGCGGCAGAGUCGGAGAUCUGAGCUCCAAACAGAAGGAGGCACUGGCCCAGUUUCGGGAGAAUGUCCAGGAUGUGCUGCCCACCCUGCCGAAUCCAGAUGACUAUUUUCUCCUGCGCUGGCUCCGAGCAAGAAGCUUUGACCUGCAGAAGUCAGAGGCCAUGCUCCGGAAGCAUGUGGAGUUCCGAAAGCAAAAGGACAUUGACAACAUCACUAGCUGGCAGCCUCCAGAGGUGGUUCAACAGUAUCUGUCAGGGGGCAUGUGUGGCUAUGACUUGGAUGGCUGCCCAGUCUGGUACGAUAUCAUUGGACCUCUGGAUGCCAAGGGUCUGCUGUUCUCAGCCACCAAACAGGACCUGCUCAAGACCAAGAUGCGGGACUGUGAGCUGCUUCUGCAGGAGUGUGCUCGCCAGACCACAAAGCUGGGGAAGAAGGUGGAGACCAUCACCAUGAUUUAUGACUGUGAGGGGCUUGGCCUCAAGCAUCUCUGGAAGCCUGCUGUGGAAGCUUAUGGAGAGUUUCUCUGCAUGUUUGAGGAAAAUUAUCCUGAAACACUGAAGCGUCUUUUUGUUGUUAAAGCCCCCAAGCUGUUUCCUGUGGCCUAUAACCUCAUUAAACCCUUCCUGAGUGAGGACACUCGUAAGAAGAUCAUGGUCCUGGGAGCAAACUGGAAGGAGGUUUUACUGAAACAUAUCAGUGCUGACCAGGUGCCUGUAGAAUAUGGGGGCACCAUGACUGACCCUGACGGAAACCCCAAGUGCAAAUCCAAGAUCAACUAUGGGGGUGACAUCCCCAAGAAGUAUUAUGUGCGAGACCAGGUGAAACAGCAGUAUGAACACAGUGUGCAAAUUUCCCGUGGCUCCUCACACCAAGUGGAGUAUGAGAUCCUCUUCCCUGGCUGUGUACUCAGGUGGCAGUUCAUGUCGGAUGGGGCGGACAUUGGUUUUGGGAUUUUCCUGAAGACCAAGAUGGGGGAGCGGCAGAGGGCAGGGGAGAUGACAGAGGUGCUGCCCAACCAGAGGUACAAUUCCCACCUGGUCCCUGAGGAUGGGACCCUCACCUGCAGCGAUCCUGGCAUCUAUGUCUUGCGGUUUGACAACACCUACAGCUUCAUUCAUGCCAAGAAGGUCAGUUUUACUGUGGAGGUCCUGCUUCCAGACAAAGCUUCAGAAGAGAAGAUGAAACAGCUGGGAGAAGCCACCCCAAAAUAAUGCCUCCUCCUACUGCAGGCCUGGCCCUCAGUGUCUCCUUGUCAGUUUCUACCCCUUGUAGCAGUCAUUUUCCCACAACCCUGCAGCCCAAAGAAGCUGGGUUGGAGGAGUGACCUCAGGCUGGAUCUGGGGAGCUUUCAUUUCAGAAUUAGGAGGAGGGAGAAUGGCUGGAGUGGGUCUCCUGCCUCUCAAAUAACUAAGGAGUCCCCAGGGAGCUGGCAACCAUGAUAGGAUCUAUCUGUCCUGUAAGCUGUGCCAACCUUACCUGUCCAGUGACACUUAAUACAAGGAGCGAGGUACAAAGGAUGGCAGCAGGGAAGAAAUUUUAUAAAGGGUGGGGGUGGGGAAGGGGGAAUUGAGACCUAACACUUCAGGGAAGCCAGCUGCAGGGGAGGAACUUGCUCCCAAAUGAACAUGAGAGUUUAGAUCAUAAUGAGUAGUAGCAAGAUAGCUAGUUGCUAGAGUUAUGGUGGGGGUGAGAGACUCUUCCAAACUUUUUAUCACGAGGCUGGGGUAUCUUUUGGCUUUUCCCAGGUCUCAGGAGGUGGCCUGCCUCAGCAACAGAUCUUCCCACUCAAGGGUAGACAGGCCUCACCCUCACCUUGAGGAUUUUAGCAACUCCUGGGCCUUGCUGCCUCUUUAAUUACUUAUGAUUGAUUGUCAGUGACUUCCUGGGACUUUGGUAACCGGCCACUGUUUUCCAAUGCAAAAAAAAAAAAAAAAAAAAGCACAAGGGAAAUUACCUCCAGGGAUCACAGCUCCUGGAAGGGUCAAGGAUGCUGGGGUGGGAGUGGGUCCUAAAAGGUGGUGGAGGGGGAUUCCAGUCCUCUUUUCAGUGCUACCAGCCUCUCACCAAGUAACCCUACAUUUGAGCACCCCAGACAAAAAUGACAAGUGGGAUCGAGCCAGUAGCACUCAGACAGGGCAUUUCCGUCUGAGUCUCCCGCUGUGCGCGCCCACCCGCCUCCAGGCUGACCUGAGCAAUGCCUUGGCAGUCCCAUCUCUGUGGGAGGCCCAUAAGGCCUGGAUUCCUCGUGUCUGUCGGCGGGCAGCGUAGCCAGGCCGGGCGGUUGCCUGGGCAGGAGGCCAAAGGCCGGGCCAGCAUCUCUCAGAGCCAAGGGCUGCGGGUGACACAGGCAGCCUCGCAACCACGGCACUUAACGCGACCCCAUCCAAGCGCCCUGUGAACGAACCCCAGAUCCUGGACUGCACAGGACAGGGGAAGGCGGCCCCCUUCCCUCGGAGCCCAGGCCCUGGCCCAGCCUGAGGAGUUCGCCUUGCGAAGCUGAGGGAGGCUGGGGCGGGAGCAGGGCUAGCGCGGACCAGAGGGGGUCGAGGCCGCACGGGCCCCAGCCAGACCACUCAGGGGGACACCCCGGCCUUGGUUUACAACGCUCUGUUAGGAAAAUUAGCCAAUAAAGCACUGUUUAGUGCGCA